This is a messenger RNA of Erythranthe guttata (spotted monkey flower), 1527 nucleotides long. It is a transcript of the gene MC4, whose product is annotated as metacaspase 4. Gene Ontology annotation, cellular component: cytoplasm. NCBI's taxonomy places the organism in Eukaryota, Viridiplantae, Streptophyta, Magnoliopsida, Lamiales, Phrymaceae. Gene Ontology annotation, biological process: proteolysis. The record is from RefSeq and is a predicted model, not a curated record. Gene Ontology annotation, molecular function: cysteine-type endopeptidase activity.
GCCUCGCCCCCUCUAUUAAUUCUCCACAACUUUUUUUUGGUGUACAAUACAUACAGCUCAAAAAUAUCAGUAUCCAAAUACUCUUUCAUUUUUCAACUAUGGCGAAAAAGGCGGUUAUGAUCGGCUGCAAUUAUCCGGGAACCAAGGCGGAGCUGAAAGGAUGCAUCAACGAUGUCAAGCGGAUGUACACCUGUCUGGUGGAGCGAUACGGCUUCUCCGAGGAUGAUAUCACCGUCCUCAUCGACACCGAUGAUUCGUACACCCAGCCUACCGGCCGGAACGUACGCGCCGCCCUCGCCGAUCUGGUCAACUCCGCCCAGCCCGGUGAUUUCCUGUUCGUGCAUUACAGCGGCCACGGCACCCGCCUCCCGGCCGAGACCGGCGAGGAUGACGACACCGGCUACGAUGAGUGCAUUGUCCCCUCCGACAUGAACCUCAUCACCGACGAUGAUUUCAGAGAAUUGGUGGAUAAAGUACCGGAGGGAUGCCAGAUCACCAUCGUCUCCGAUUCAUGCCACAGCGGCGGCCUGAUCGACGAGGCCAAGGAGCAGAUCGGAGAAAGCACCGCCAAACAGGGCGAGGAAGAAGAGGAAGCAGGAGAAGAAGGCGGAUCUCGAUUCGGAUUCAGAAACUUCCUCCGCAAAACCGUCGGAGACGCAAUUGAAUCUCGUGGAUUCGGCGGGCGCCACAACCAAGACGAAGAGGAAGAAGAAACAAACGAAGGUGAAGGCUACAUGAAGAGCAAAUCCUUACCCCUAUCAACCCUAAUCGAACUACUCAAGCAAAAAACCGGCAAAGACGAUAUCGACGUUGGAAAAUUGAGGCCAACGCUCUUCGACGUAUUCGGAGAUGACUCCAGCCCUAAAGUAAAGAAAUUCAUGAACGUUAUCUUCAGCAAAUUGCAAGGCAACAACGAAGAAGGCGGCGAUGGUGGCAGCGGUGGGUUUCUAGGAAUGGUGGGCGGUUUGGCACAGCAGUUUCUGAAGCAGAAGCUCGAAGAAAACGACGAGGGCUACGCGAAGCCUGCACUCGAAACACAUGUCGAGAAAAAAGAGGAAGCUUAUGCUGGUUCUGCUAACAGAUCGCUACCAGAUAGCGGGAUUCUCAUCAGUGGGUGCCAAACGGACCAGACUUCGGCCGAUGCUAGUCCAUCGGGUGAUGCGAGUCAAGCUUAUGGUGCUUUGAGCAAUGCGAUCCAGACUAUAAUUGCUGCGUCGGACGAGCCGGUUAGUAACCAGGAGCUUGUGCUUAAGGCGAGGGAGCUGUUGAAGAAACAGGGCUACACUCAGCGCCCCGGGCUUUACUGCAGUGAUCAUCACGUAGAUGCUCCUUUUAUUUGCUGAUGAAUGAAUUUGAUUGAUUAUAUGGUUUGUGUUUGAUGUUUUCGUGUGAUUUUGUGGUUUUUGCUUGCUUUUUUUUUUUUUUUUUUUUCUACAUUCAGUUUAUUGAAUGAAUGUGUACAAUAAAUAUUUAUAUUUUCGGACCGAACUGGAAUAUUAAUUAACAUAUCGAUUUUUUUGAGUGGAA